AACGUCUCCAAAAGUCUCCAACAAAGCAUGGAGUUCAAUUCGAAGAUUUAUCAACCACUGUAAAAACCCUCACACAAUUCCGCAGUGUUCGAAUUCUUCCCAAUUCACAUACAAACAGGGUGUAGCGAUAGGAGAGAAAGAGGAGAGAGAUUGCACAGAGAGAGAGAGAGAGAAGACACUGAAAAAUGGAGGUGGAAUUGGAGGCGAGGGUGAAGGCAUUGGGUUACAAAGUGAAGGCUAUGUCGAGAGAAUCCCCUGCUCAGAAGGCCGCGCACGUGUUGGACACGGACCUCCGCAACCACUGGUCCACCGCCACAAACACCAAAGAAUGGAUCCUACUCGAGCUCGAUGAACCAUGCCUGCUUUCACACAUAAGGAUAUAUAAUAAAUCCGUGCUGGAAUGGGAAAUUUCAGUUGGAUUACGUUACAAGCCUGAGACUUUUGUUAAAGUUCGCCCCCGGUGUGAGGCACCUCGGCGAGACAUGAUAUAUCCAAUGAAUUACACUCCGUGCCGCUAUGUCCGGAUAUCUUGUAUGCGUGGAAACCCAAUAGCUUUAUUUUUUAUUCAGCUGAUUGGGAUUACAGUUCCAGGUUUAGAGCCGGAGUUUCAACCUGUUGCUAACUAUUUACUACCGCACAUAAUAUCACACAAACAAGAUACUGUUGAUAUGCAUCUUCAGUUGCUUCAAGAUGUGACGAGUCGGUUGGCCAGGUUUCUUCCUCACCUCGAGGCUGAUCUUAAUAGCUUUGCAGAAGAUGCGGAACCUAGUAUGCGUUUUCUUGCGAUGCUUGCUGGUCCGUUUUAUCCCAUCCUUCAAAUUGUAAUCGAAAGAGAAACUGCAAGGCUGGCUCUCAACAUUUCCGAUAAUGAAGCUUCUAAGACCAAUCUCCCAUCAACAUCUUUGCUCGUUUCUUCAAAUUUUGAGCCAAGAAGAUCGAGGAACACAUCAUCUGUUUCCCUACCUAUAUCAACGCACUUGGUAUUCCGCCCCGAUGCAAUCUUUACACUCCUUAGAAAGGCUUACAAGGAUUCUAGCCUUGGGAAUGUGUGCAGAAUGGCAUCAAGAAUUCUUAUGAAGUUCGUGGUGCCCACGACGCUGCCCGAAGUAUCUACUGUAGCUGAUGAGAAUCCUAAACAUGAUCAUUCUGAUCCGAUUUCCUUGUCUGAUUAUUCAACGUUGUUCGGGGAGGAAUUUCAUGUACCGGAUGAUUCUUGGGAUCUGAUGUACCUUAAUGUAUUAGAUUCUGCAUCAGUUGAAGAAGGAAUAAUGCAUGUUUUGUAUGCUUCAGCUUCCCAGCCUUUGCACUGCAGUAAGCUGUCUGAGAACACACCUGAGUUUUGGUUGGCAUUGCCACUAAUUCAAGCAUUGCUUCCAGCACUCCGUCCUACUGUCAGCAGUCCUUACCGAAUUGAUGAAAACUUCUCUCUUUGGAAACAAGCAUUGGUUCAAAAUGCACUUUCUCAGAUUGUGGCAACUUCGUCUUUGGCGAUUUACUCUCCUCUUCUUCGGGCUUGUGCUGGCUAUUUAGCAUCCUUUUCACCAUCACAGGCUAAGGCAGCAUGUGUUCUUAUUGAUCUCUGUUCUGGGGUUUUAGCACCAUGGAUCGCUCAAGUAAUUGCAAAGGUGGAUUUGACUGUGGAGAUCUUGGAGGAACUUCUUGGUGUAAUCCAUGGUGCUAGCAUUUCACACGCUCGUGCACGUGCUGCUCUCAAAUAUGUUGUCUUGGCGCUAUCAGGGAACAUGGAUGAUAUAAUGGCAAAAUUUAAGGAGGUCAAACACGGAAUACUUUUCUUGGUGGAGAUGCUAGAACCUUUCUUGGAUCCUUGCUUAACCUCCUUAAAGGGCACGGUAGCCUUUGGAAACGUGUCUUCCAUUUUUACUGAAAAUGAGGAACAUAAUUGUGCUAUAGCAUUGAAUGUGAUUCGCACUGCUAUAAGAAAAUCUGCUGUGCUUCCGUCUUUGGAGGCUGAAUGGAGGCAUGGGUCGGUUGCUCCUAGCGUGCUUCUUUCAGUUUUGGAUGCUCAGAUGCAGUUACCUCCCAAUAUUGACGAUUGCAAAUUCUCUUCCGAAAAUAAUCAAGAAAAUGCUGACGUUAAAAUUGAUGCUAUCGAAAUUAACGGGAAAUUAGAUAUAGCUGACGAUGCAAGUCUUCUCUUUGCACCACCGGAACUGAACAGAACGUCCCUUAUUCAUGUUCCUGCCAGCACGGAAACAAAGACUUCAGGUUCAAAUUUCGACUAUGCCAAUCAGAAGAAUAUCCCGUGUGAUGCCUCGUUAGAUGCCGGUCAGAAUAUUGAACUCGAUAAUUUGCUGACUGAUUAUUCACAACUAAUGAACUAUCGAGAUUGUGAGAUGAGGGCUUCCGAGUUUAGGCGUUUAGCUCUGGAUUUGAACUCACAGAACGAAAUUACUACUCAGGAGAGUCAUGAUGUAGCUGUAGAGGCUUUGCUUCUCGCAGCAGAAUGUUAUAUUAAUCCAUAUUUUAUGCUGAACAAAGUCCAUCCCAAAAGUUCCAGCAAGAACGAGGGACCCGCAGAAAUGGAGAGAAUUUUUAGACAGAAAGAUUACGACUUGAAACUCUUGGAUGAUAUUGAGAGGAAACGUGACAGAGUUGUUCUCGAAAUUCUGAUCGAGGCAGCUGUGUUAGAUAGGAAAUAUCACAAAGUGGCAUCAGAGGAUGUUGAAGGGGAUGAGGAUGUUGUAAGUUUGUCAAAACAGGAUAUUCUUUCCGCAGAUGCUGUUACCUUGGUUCGUCAGAAUCAAGCCCUCCUAUGCAAUUUCUUAUUACAGCGUCUGCAGAGGGAUUUAGACGGCGAGCAGCAACCUAGGCACGAGGUUCUGAUGUGGUCUCUUCUGUUUCUGUUGCAUUCAGCAACUAAACUAUUCUGUCCACCUGAGCAUGUGGUUGAUGUAAUAUUAAAUUUCGCCGAGUCCUUCAAUAUGCAGUUGAAAUCAUUUCAUUACCAGCACAAGGAAGGAAACUCGCAGUUGAACCGGUUUAAGGUACAACAUCGAUGGAUCCUUCUUCACAGAUUAGUCGUUGCUUCAAGUGGUAGUGAUGAAAGAUCUGCACUUUCGAUCAAUGCUCGAAAUGGUUUUCGGUUCUCCAAUUUGGUUCCUUCUUCGGCAUGGCUGCAGAAAGUUCCGACCUUUUCUUCUUCCGCUUUUCCGUUGGUUAGAUAUUGCGGUUGGAUGGCUGUUGCACGAAAUGCAAAGCAAUUUAUCGAAGAGCGGCUCUUUCUUGUUUCUGAUUUGCCACAGUUAACGUAUCUUUUGUCUAUAUUUGCAGACGACCUUUCUCUAGUCGAUAACAUAAUCGAGCGGAAAAAUACUAAUAUCGAGGAUGAAUUGCAACUGCAAUCUUUUCAUGCUUUAUAUCCGGAUAUCAGUAAACUUUUUCCUAAUCUGAAGAAAGAAUUUGUAGCGUUUGGCGAAACUAUAUUGGAAGCGGUUGGUUUGCAAUUGAAAUUUCUCUCUUCCUCCAUUGUCCCUGAUCUGAUGUGUUGGUUUUCCGAUUUAUGCUCGUGGCCCUUCAUUCAGAACAACAAAAAACCCAAUUAUUACUUCAAAGGUUUCGUUGCUAAAAAUGCAAAAGCUGUCAUUCUGUACGUACUCGAAGCAAUUCUUGUUGAGCACAUGGAAGCAACGGUUCCAGAAAUUCCCAGAGUGGUGCAAGUGCUCGUGUCUUUGUGCAAGGCGUCUUAUUGUGAUGUGUCGUUUCUAGAUUCGAUAUUGAUGUUGUUAAAGCCGAUCAUAGCGUAUUCUCUAAGUAAGGUUUCCGAUGAAGAAAACUCAUUAACCGAAGCUUCAUUCGACAAUUUCGAAUCUUUAUGCUUCGGCGAGCUCUUCGACGCUAUUAAAUUUAGUGAUGAAAAUCGAGGUACUCAAAUGGAGAAAGGAAAAUCUAAAGCACUGAUCAUAUAUGUAUUAGCUUCCGUUUUCGGUGAUCUGUCCUUUCGUCGGAAAAUCGAACUCUUACAUUCCACUGUAUUAUGGGCUGAAUUUGCCUUCUUCGAGGGAUCGAAUUCCUUUCAUGAUUAUCUUUCCGCGUACCAGAUUCUCAUGGAAAACUGUCGGGACCUACUCAUUGCUACAUCAAGAUUACGGGGAAUCAUUCCUCUUACUAUUGCGUCACUUUCCGAUUCUGAUCCUUCCAAGUCAUCGUCAUGUUUUCUCAAAGAUAUUUGCAACCCCUCUUCCCCUACAGAGGUGUCGGAGAAGUUUCGUCAACUGAAUUCGGAAGAAGUGAAGAGUUUUUCGAAAGAACUAGACGCGCUUAUUACCAAACUUUAUCCAACCUUAGAGCAAUGCUGGAAACUACAUAGCACAAUGUCCAAAAAACUUGCUCUCGUGUGUGCUGAAUGUUUCGUGUAUUCAAGGUGCUUAAGUUUGAAUAUAGACGAGCUCACGGAUUUUUGUGGGACCGGUCUAAAAGGACUGUUUGAAACGAUCUUGAUUCUUCAGGACAAACAUUGCUGGGAGGUUGCCUCUGUAUUGCUCGACUCACUUAUUAAGGUGCCUCGAUUUUUCCGUCUGGACUAUGUGAUUAGUGGAAUAUGCUCGGCUAUCAAGAACUUUUCGAACAAUGCACCGAAUAUUGUUUGGAGAUUGCAAAUAGAUAAGAUGAUGUCACUGUUGUUUGAAAGAGGCAUAAAUAACAUAUGUCGGAACGAAGCUUCUCUAGUAGAUUUGUUCUGUGCACUUCUUGGAAAUCCCGAGCCGGAGCAAAGAUAUAUUGCGGUAAAGCAUUUGGGCAGACUUGUUGGCCAAGAUGUUCUUUUGUCUGAACAGAUUUUGUCUCCUUUGGUUUCGGCUACAUGGGAAAAUGUUGCAUUGGUGGCAUCUUCAGACACGUCGUUGGUCUUAAGGACAAAUGCAACGGCACUUCUUAUCAACUUUGUACCUUUUGUCGAGAGGGUUAAAUUGCAGUCUUUUCUUGCGGGAGCUGAAAAUGUUCUUCAGUGUUUGACAAAGCUAGCACAACCUUCUUGCUAUGGCCCACUGACACAAUUUUCGUUAGCAUUGAUUGUAAGUGUUUGUCUUUAUUCUCCAUCCGAGGAUAUCUCACUGAUUCCUGAAAGUAUUUGGAGAAAUAUUGAAACAUUUGGAAUCUCUGGAAACGAUAGAUAUUGCACCAGUCUCGAGAAAGAGGCUUGCAAAGCGCUAUGUAGACUCAAAAACGAUGGAGAAAAUGCUAAAGAGAUUUUAAAGGAUGUGCUUGCUUCAAGUUCGCCAAAGCAGGAGAUUCCCGAUUUUGUAACUACACGAGAAUCCAUCCUUCAGGUUAUUGGUAAUUUAACCUCUGCGAAAUCGUAUUUCGAUUUCUUCUCAACGGAAGCUGACCAAAACAUCAUGGAAUUAGAAGAAGCUGAAAUGGAAAUGGAGCUUCUGCAAAAAGAGCAUCUACUACCAGCCUCAUCUUUUGAAUCCCAACCCUUUUUGUCCACCUACACAAGGGGUGAUCAUCGGUUGCAGCAAAUAAAAGAUGGAAUUAGAUCCAUAGAAAAAGAUAAACUCAGGGAAGAAUAGUAGCUCGGAGGCACAGCAGCUUCUUCUGAGGCGGGCCCGCCAACAAUCUUUUAGAGGAGGCAGCUUUACGAGAAGCAGAAUUAGUUCAGAAGCUCGAUAGAGAGAGAACAAGUGAAGUAGAGAAGGAGCUCGAGAGACAGCAGUUGCUGGAGGCUGAACGAGCGAAAACUAGAGAAUUGCGUCACAAUCUUGAAAUCGAGAAAGAAAAGCAAGCACAGAGAGAUCUCCAACGGGAACUUGAACAAGUGGAGUCCGGAAUCCGACCAUCAAGACGAGAAUUCGCAACCUCCAAUAAUACUAGGGCACGAGAUAGGUACCGUGAGAGAGAAAACAGCAGAGAAGGUAACAACGAAGGAGGCAGCUUGAGGACAGUUACCACUCUACCGCUGAGGGGCUCUUCUUUCUCAGGCCAACUUCCGACUAUUCUGCAAUCGCGUGAAAGAUCGGACGAAUGUGGAAGCAGUUACGAGGAGAAUUUUGAUGGAAGUAAAGAUUCGGGUGACACUGGUAGUCUUGGUGAUUCAGACAUGGUUUCGGCUCUUGAGGGGCAGAAUAGUAAUUACGGGUCCGGUCAGAGACAUGGAUCGAGAGGUGGCAAAUCGAGGCAGAUUGUUGAGAGGAGAGAAAGGGAUGGGAGGCGUGAAGGGAAAUGGGAAAGGAAACACUAGUGUGAGUAAUUUUUUGUUUUAAUUGUGUCAAACUGUAGAGUAUGUAACCUUUGAUGUAUUAUUAUUUAUUUGCUUGCAAUAUGUAGAUUGUGUAUCAUUUUUUCUUACAAUUUUGUAAUCAGGAAACUUAGAAAUUUAAGGUU
Messenger RNA from Erythranthe guttata (spotted monkey flower), 6342 nucleotides. RefSeq lists its product as uncharacterized. The record is from RefSeq and is a predicted model, not a curated record. NCBI's taxonomy places the organism in Eukaryota, Viridiplantae, Streptophyta, Magnoliopsida, Lamiales, Phrymaceae.